AAUGCACGUGAGCGCUCUAGUAAGGUGAAACAGCGCCACUGAGAAAGGCGUCAGCGCUGCAGUCUCUGUACAACGAAUAGUUAUCAAAUCAACCAAACGCGGCAGGUAUUCGCUUCUGCGCAGUAAAGACUCUCGCUGUACACGUUGCUAACGGGAAAAAUAGUGUCGCUGCACUCAACAAUAUACAUUAAACAGAUGAACGUUUGUCAAAUCGAUUGGUGUCAAUGCUGAGACCCUCGACCACGGAUACCAAGCUGAAGCUACUGAAGACCUUGCACUUGUCCAAAAACCUUGCUGUCUGCAAAGGCUCACGCACCGGCAAUACCGGCAAUAAUUUAGAACUUAAAGUUCUAACACAAAUCCAGCACGUACCGUGA
Messenger RNA from Bactrocera neohumeralis, 377 nucleotides. RefSeq lists its product as uncharacterized. The transcript is spliced from 2 exons. NCBI's taxonomy places the organism in Eukaryota, Metazoa, Arthropoda, Insecta, Diptera, Tephritidae. Bases 225 to 377 code for a protein of 50 amino acids. The record is from RefSeq and is a predicted model, not a curated record.